Messenger RNA from Cokeromyces recurvatus, 1511 nucleotides. Its product is annotated as isocitrate dehydrogenase [NADP]. NCBI's taxonomy places the organism in Eukaryota, Fungi, Mucoromycota, Mucoromycetes, Mucorales, Mucoraceae. Bases 80 to 1327 code for a protein of 415 amino acids. The record is from RefSeq and is a predicted model, not a curated record. Gene Ontology annotation, molecular function: magnesium ion binding; isocitrate dehydrogenase (NADP+) activity; NAD binding. Gene Ontology annotation, cellular component: mitochondrion. Gene Ontology annotation, biological process: isocitrate metabolic process. The transcript is spliced from 5 exons.
CCUCUACUCUUUUUUUAAUUGCUUUAUUUUUCCUAUUUUUAUUUUAUUUUAUUUUUAUUUUUGUUUAUCACUUGAAAAUAUGCCCGGUAAAAUUAUUGUUAAAAAUCCUGUUGUUGACCUUGAUGGUGAUGAAAUGACCAGAAUUAUCUGGCAACUCAUCAAAGAUAAACUUAUUUUACCAUACCUCGAUCUUGAUAUUAAAUAUUUUGAUCUUGGUAUUGAAAAUCGUGAUGCUACGGACGAUCAAGUUACCAUUGAUGCUGCUGAAGCUAUUAAAAAGUAUAAUGUUGGUAUAAAGUGUGCUACUAUCACUCCUGACGAAGCUCGUGUUGAAGAAUUCAAACUCAAGAAGAUGUGGAAAUCUCCUAAUGGUACUAUUCGUAAUAUUUUAAAUGGUACCGUCUUCCGUGAACCUAUAAUUGUCAAGACGAUUCCUAAGCUUGUUCCUGGUUGGACUAAUCCUAUUAUUGUUGGUAGACAUGCUCAUGGUGAUCAAUAUCGUGCAACCGAUUUCGUUGCUCCUGGUCCUGGUAAAUUUGAAAUCUUGUACACACCUGUAAAUGGUUCUGAACCUAAAAGAUUUGAAGUCUUUAAUUUCGAAAAGUCAGGUGGUGUUGGUAUGGCUAUGUAUAAUACAGAUGAAUCCAUUGAAGGCUUUGCUCACGCUUGUUUCCGUCUCGCUCUUGAACGCAAGAUGCCAUUAUAUUUGAGCACCAAGAAUACGAUUCUUAAGGCUUAUGAUGGUCGUUUUAAGGAUAUCUUUCAAGAAAUUUAUGAAAAGCAAUACAAGUCAAGCUACGAAGCCGCUGGUAUCUGGUACGAGCAUCGUCUUAUUGAUGAUAUGGUAGCUCAAGCCUUAAAAUCAAACGGUAAUUUUGUUUGGGCUACAAAGAAUUACGAUGGUGAUGUUCAAUCGGAUAUUAUUGCUCAAGGCUAUGGUUCUCUUGGAUUAAUGACCUCUGUUCUUUAUACACCCGAUGGUAAAACAGUUGAGGCUGAAGCUGCUCAUGGUACCGUCACUAGACAUUAUAGAGAGCACCAAAAGGGUAACAAAACUUCCACUAAUCCAAUCGCAUCCAUCUUUGCUUGGACUCGUGGUCUUGAACAUCGUGCUAAAUUAGAUGAUAAUUCUGAUUUACUUCAAUUCUGUAAAGAUUUGGAAAGAGCUUGUAUUGAAACGAUUGAAAUUGAUAAACAUAUGACUAAAGAUUUGGCUUUGAUUAUUUAUGGCAAAAGCAUGACCACUGAGCAUUAUUCAACUACGGAAGUCUUCUUACAGCAAAUUGCUGACAAAUUAGCCUCUAUUCGUAAUCGUGCUUCUCUUUAAAUAAUUUUUGUGUUAAUAUUUCAAAUAGAGAUCUUUUUUUUUAUAUAUAUAUUUGUAUACAAAUUUAUAUAUUUUUAUAAUAUAUGAUACACAGUUUAUUAUUUACUCUAGUCGUCUAAAGAAUGCAAAGAUAGCUUUUAUAUAAUAAAACACAUAAAAUUAUACGCUUCCUUUCUUUUUAUAA